Pocillopora meandrina is the source of this 9261-nucleotide messenger RNA. The record is from the annotation of a GenBank genome assembly. NCBI's taxonomy places the organism in Eukaryota, Metazoa, Cnidaria, Anthozoa, Scleractinia, Pocilloporidae.
AUGUUCCACACUACUUUGUGCCCGAAAGGCUGUGAUAUCGUACACCACGAUGUGAUCAUUGCUCUUCAAGGUCUCGCUCCACGCAUAAACUCGUCGCAGAAUGCAGCGCCAUUCAGUCCAACCAGGGCCACCCGUGGUAAUAAUAAAGAAGACUUCAGAAAACAGGUCGAGAGACUAAUUUCCGGCGGCUGGAAGAAGAACAGGAACGUCCCAGAGGAUGGAAAAGAGUUGCAGUUGCCACUGCUUCACCUGGUAAGCAUGUUUGGAAAGUAUGAGGCAGUUGAAUGGUUGUUAAACGAAGAAGACUUCGACGCAACCCUUAGAACCUCCACAACCAAUGAGACUGCACUGCAUUUGGUAGCUCGUCACCUUUACAAGGCACUGUCAGCUCGUGAAUCAAGGCUGGAGAACAUGACUGCCACUGCUAAAGCGGUCAAUUUUGAGAAAGUAGCUGUACUUCUCGUCAGGAAAGAAGUGAGCCUUUUCUGGGCAAAAGAUGGCUUGAAUAGGGAGACAGCUUUUCAUAUUCUUGGAAAUUGUCUGGUUAAAGCUACUUUCCUGAAUAAUGACUUAAAAGAAGAAGAUCGGUGCUUGGUAUUCUACUCAAAGAGUAUUACUGCCAUGUUUAAACUUCUACUGGCAGCAAAACGCUUAACAACAAGGGAUAUUGUAAAGGCACUAAGCGUUAGAAAUGGUGAUGGCGAUAGCUCUUUACACAUAAUUGCCAGGGCAGGAGUACAUGGCUACAAACUGCUCAAAUACCUGGUGAAGUCUCUAGGGUCUGCUGAUAUCAUGAAAGUAAAGAAUAGUAAACAUCGGACUGUGCUAGAUAUCGUGAAUGAAUGUUAUCCUGGUCAUGAAAAGGAGUUGCUUGCUAUUGAGGAAGGUGAGGCUGUCAUCCUUAGAGGUGUUGGCAACCAAACUUGUAUUUUGACAAGUUUUCUUUUACAUUAGUCAGGACUAACAUAACAAUGGGAUAGAUAGUUUAGUAGGUAGAUGGAUAACUUAAUUUAAUGUGGAUGAAACAGUUCUAGUUUUUCCUUAAAAAAUGCUAAUAAGAAAGAAACAUGAACAAGAAAGCUAAGUGAUUUUGGCCAAGCAAACCUGGUCAGUGACAGUGUCCUCAGGUGGUCCAAAGCUGCCUUCAAGUAAUUUUUCAUGAGAACAAUGCAAAAGUAAUGCCACCAACUGGCCAGCCAUGCAAAACUAUGUACCAACAAUUUGGCUUUAUACAUAAAUGAUAUCUUUUAAGAGCUGACCUAAAAAUGGUUGUUUCAGAACUGACAGAAUAUCUAUAACAGGGUCCUUAGCAACUAAUGUUCAAGAGUCAUCAGUUAAAAUCCUGUUGAAGCCAGAAUUCUUCAAGGCAUUUUUCUGCAAUUGCCAAAAUUGCAGUCCAUCUGCAAGAAUCAUUUGUUUGCUCAAACUUCCUUAAGGUAGUUAUAAUAGUCUAAUUUAAAAACCUUGUCUCUUUAACUGGAGUUGUACUGUUCAGUGGGUCUGACAUUGAAAUGAAAUAUAAUCCAGCAUCAUGAGGAACAUUGACAUUCCUUCAUCUAUUUACUACAGGGAAAAGAAACACUAUGGCCUUAGUUCAUGCAACCCUAGCUGCAGAUGACAGAACACGUACAGCAACUACACCAAGCUCAAGUGAGCACAAGAAAGAAUCACAGGAGCAGGUCAACCUCAUUCAGGAGAGAUCCAAUGAAGCUUCAGGGUUGUGCUCUGAACCAGCAUCAUUAAACUGUGACUCAGCAAAACAGGAAAAGCAAUGUGCUAUACAUACAAAACACUUUUCAGACACAUGUUCUCAAGAAUGCUUUGAUACAAUGGCAGCAGUUAAUGUUAUUCUUAACACCCACACUCCGCUCUGUCCAGAGGAAUGUGAUCUGCAGCAUCACCUACUCACAUGUGCUGUCUUCCACCCCUCAGUUGUAUUCCACACAGACAUUAAUGCUAGCAUUCCUCUGACAUUCAAGUUGUGUUUACAGUCUUGUCUUAAUGCAGGCUGGAAACAAAAUAUGGAUGUUCCAGAUCCUCUAGAGAGUCUACGUCUUCCAUUGCUUCACCUGAUUUGCAUGCGAGGAAACUUUUCUGCAGCAGAAAAACUUGCUCAAGAAAUAAAGCUAAGACCUGUUGUCUCUUCAGAGGGAAAGGAAACUCCUCUUCAUGUUGCUGCUAGGUAUUUCCCAAUAACAUAUCCUGACAAAAUUAUUGCAGAUGUCACAUUCAAGUCAGUCUUGAACUUUCUUGUCAAGCAAGACAAAGGAAUUCUUUUCAAAGUUGAUGCUAAGAAUGAAUCAGUGCUUCAUGUUGUUAGCCAUAGGAUAAUUGCAGCUUUCAAAGUCCUUGCAAGGCCAUGUGAGAAUUCUUACCUCCGUAGCUUACAGCUCAGACAAAAGAACUGCUACAUGAAAGCAUUGAAAAUUAUUCUUGAAAAGCUGACAGAUCUCCAGUCAGAGGACAAGGUUUGUAGAAGACUAAUUUGCGAAUUGCUGGCUGUUCAGAAUGAUGCCAAUAGCACAUUCAUCGAUGUUCUUCGUAAAGACUCAGUGAACGAAAUUGUACAGAGCCUUGUUUUGCAUGUGAAGGAGGAAUUGCCAUUUUGUUUUGCUGAUGGAAGUUUUGAUGUAGUCAUCACAGAAUGCCCAUCAUCAUGUCCUUGCAAAGGAAAAGCUGUUUCUACCAAGAACCUUGGUAGUCAAAUGAAAGCUUCUCAAUCAGAAGGUUUGUUACCCCUUGCAAAGGAGCAGUCUACUGUGAAAUUUCUGUAGAUGUGAUGUACUUGUUGCUUUAGUUGCUCUAUGUAGGGUUCACAAUUCUCAGAAGAGGAGUGAAUUACCUGAAUAAAUAAAUAACACUGUAUCUCCUUCAUUUUUCUGUUUCUUUUGCACUUAUUUGAGAAUUAUAAACCCUCUCAGAGUAAAGGAGAAGUUAAGAUUUCUUCAAUCCUUUACUCCCACAAGGAUAGAGGGUCAAGACUUUUAUAAGGAGUAAAUGCAAAUGUCCAGUGGUAGUGCCAACAAUGGCACAAACAUGAUCAGACUAUUUUAGGCAGAUACCAUGGGUUUUCUAAGAACUGUAAUGAUGUCAACUCUGUUAACAAUCAGAACAACCACCUGCCAAUGUCAAUGUUUUGCAUUCUAGGCGGAGACUAUCACAACAUGUCUUUCACAUCAUCAUGAUCAUCAUCACUGUCCACAUUACAGAGUGAAGUCAUUUCUUUGCAAUGAAACAUCAGUAUUCAAAUUCGCUAUGCUGUUCUGUUCUCCUUACAAGGGGGAUUUGUUUGACUAUCAAGAGCUUCAGUUUGCAAUCAUUUUAUUCUCAUUACCUUAAUAUUUGGGUCAGGGAUAAUACAGUUGGGAGAUAUUACAUGCUUAUCAUCACUCAGAGAUCAUCACUCAAGUGGUUAAUGCUGAAAGUGUGUUCUUGGGAGAGACAAUUAAAUGUAACAGUAUCUCCCACCCUGGAGUUGAAUUAGAUACAGGCUAACUGGGGGGGGGGGGAUAGGAGAAAUAGUCUUUUCAAUGCUGCAAAAGCUAGAAUAAGCACUGGUGGUGUGAGUUACCAUGCCUGGGAGACUUUUUUAAUCAGUUCACAAAUCUGAAAGGCAAAGUACAUGCAGAUUGAAGACAACAAUAGGAAAUUGGGUUCUUUUAUUUGUCUGGUUUUUUUUUUUUCUCCUACUGAAACAGUAGGGAAUGUAUUAAGAGGAAUUGUAAUAAAUGAAGAUACAAAAAUUUGACUAAUUGCAAAAAGAAAAUGGACUAAUUUAUGAAUUAAGAUGUUCUAAUACUGAAUGUAUUGCCUCUAACCAAAGGUGGAAGAUCAAAUUCAGUUCAAGAACCAGUGUCAUCUUCACAAACUCUGUCACCACAUGUAGACCACAGGGCUACCAUACAGCUUCAACCAGCUGCUUCCGCCCAAACAGCACCAGCUGCUCACAGCCAAUCUUGCCAUCUUACUCCCGUUCAACCUGCUCAGGCUACCUCCGGUCAACUGUUGCAAGUUGGUUGCAUUCCACCUGCACAAGUUUCUUGCAAUCAACCUGCACAAGUUACUUACAAUGAGCCUGUUCAGUAUUCUUCCGCUCAGCCAGCCCAAAUCCAAGCUGUUCAAGCAGCUACAACAUCAAGAAGGCCCCAAGCACAAGUGCAAAGCAUUCAAGUGCUUAGACAAGCAACAGCAGGCAACUCCUUACAGCAGACUUUCCCUGUAGCAAAACCCACUCACCAUAUUCCUGUGGUCAUUAUAAAACAGGAACAGGAUGGUGAAGAAUGUGAUGCUGAGUGUUUUCAUACCAGUAGUAGCCAAUGCAGAGCUCCCCCACCAAAACAGAAUGCUGUUAUAGUUACAUCAGACACCCCUGAUGUUUCCAUUGCAGUUCAGAAUCCUUUAACAACACAGACAGCUGAAGAGGGGGUUCAGCAAGGAAACCCAUCUUUGUUUUGUUCUUCACCAUUGGAAUCGCUUCAGCAAAUGAACCAGGCAGUAAGAAAUGGGACAGCAGCUUUUGAUCCUCCAUCAGUUGUCAGUACCCAAACAACAGCUGUACCACAUCGACGAAGACGGGGUCGACCUUGCCAAGCUGUAAAGAGCAGUAGUACAGGUGCGGCUGUUGGCCAAACAGCAACAAAGACAUUGUCACAGACUGAACUACAGAAGAUAACCCUAACAGUUAAAGACACAAUUGUAGCAGAAUCAUUGGAUAGUUUAUCUGACACAGACUACAAGUUAGGUAUGGUAACUAAAAAUAUUGCCCUCCUUCCUCCUGCAUCAUGGUGGGUGUACUUCUAUGGGUAAAAAGGUAGCAAUGUUAGUUUCGUAAAUUGUGCAUUUCAGUAAAUUCAGUAACGUUAUAUUCAACCAUGUCACCAAAACUGAAGCAAGUAGGGCACAACUUCUUAUCAGAUUAGGCCUUAGCAUGCUACAGUACAGAAGUGUGACUUGUUCUUAGGCAUUGUACUUUCAUCAUUUAUAAUUAAAUCAAACUAAUCUAAUUGACGUGCAAGACAUUUUAUACUGAUUGCUUUAUUCCAUACUAGUAUGGUGAAAGUGUUUCUUAAACCUUGAAACUCUCAGAAGUAAUGAACAUGUAACUUCUCCAUAUAAUAUCCAAACAUAUGACAAGUAGAAUUUGUUUUGUUGAUAUAACACCAAACUCUGGUUACUAAUUGACAAUGAAAUACGUAGCAGCUUGGGGGAAGACUUAACAAUCAGGUUUUGAGAGUUAAGGAGCUAAUUAGUAAUCAUAAGUUAUAAACUGGGCUGAAGUGUUUUGUUAAUGGUGGUAUGAUCCUUUCAAGAACUAAUUUCAUGGAAAGAGACAUUUAUGAUUUGCCCUCUUUAUAAACUGUGUAAAUUGUAGUUAUAUUCUUUCCUUUAUAGAUUUAUUUCACACACCGCUUUGUGAUGAAAAUUGCAGUAUUUCCCAUCAUCACCUUAUCUUGACAUUGUUGAACACCUCAAACAGAUUGUGUUCCAAAAGACGAGCAAACAGUUUUUUGGUGCUUUUGGAAAAUACUAAAGUCAACUUCCUCAAAUGUGUGAAGAAGAACCUCAUGCAGGGUCUUUGCAAGGAUAAUGAUCUCUGCAAUGAUUUGGAAAUUUUCCAGUAUCCACUGAUUCAUGUAGCAGCACUGCUAUUAAAGUACACAGCAGUAGACAUGCUGAAUUAUCUUGGAUUUAAACUGGACUCCUGCUCCCAGAGAACAGGUGAGUUUCCCCUGCAUGCAACUCUUCGUCACUGCUACGAAGCUGGUGUGAAAGUUUACAAGUCACCUGGAUACUUUGAGAGGCUUUUUCCUAAGGUGUUUGAAUGUCUUUCCAAGGAUAUUAGUUUGUUGAAGCUACUGUCACAGCAAGAUAGAAAUGGAAAUACACCUCUACAUGUUGCAGCUAAGAAGAUUAUUGAAAGACCAGGUCCCAUCACAACAUCGGCAAACAUAAUAGUACCAUCAAGCCCUGAUUCCACUCAAGAAUGUCACUCUUGCAGUUCCCAAGCUCAACCAACUACUCAGGUGUCUUUAGGUUGCAACUCAGGAGCAAGGAUUACAACAAUCCACCAACACAGAGCUAAUUUUUACAUAGGUUGUUUGGUUUACAUUUUCUUAAAACUCCGUGAAGUUGCCACAGAAAAUCGUAAAGUUGUCCUCAGUGUAGUCAAACCUGUACUCACAGUUACAAACAAGGAAGGAGAAACAUUUUUGCAAAUCAUGUGCAAAGAGCAUCACAUUGCCAUGAAUGGUAUAGUUUCAUUGCUCGCCAAUUUCCCCCUCCCUGUGUUUUGUAACUGCAUUAAGGAGUGUAUUCCAAAAGACUGUUGGCCUGACAUUGUUAAGAACCGGCACCUCCAUGAAGAACAUGAGAUUGACUGUGGGUCGAAUCAAAAUGAACCUGUGUCGUCUCCCCUGGAAGUGUCCAUGCCACCAGAGAAAGAAAGAGGUAACUUUACCAAAAGUGUUAAGUAGUAUAUUGAAAGACUGAAACUGUGGUGAUGUCUUUGUAAUCAUUGAUCACUGAACAUUGAACAUUCCCAAAUUGAAUUGUAAUCUUAGAUGUUUACAAUGGUAAUAGGACCAAGUGGAGUCCAAUUCGGUCUGUAAUCAUACAAGUGAUUAACAAAAUUGGACGAGCAUGAAGCAGGAGUCCAAUUUGUUAACCAUGAGAAUGAUUACAGACAGAAUUGGACAACAAGAAGUCCUGUUAGCAAUUAAUCAUAACCAUUUCUAUUUUCCCCCCAAAAAAAUACACCUAGAACAAUUAUCUCCAGUGGAGACAAUGUAUUUUGUUUGACAUUCCUCCAUUUUGUAAAUUCCCUAGUUUUUCUUUGGAUAAGUGGUUGUUGCUAUGGUUAUUGUGAUAAUUUCUGUGAUUGGUGGACUAGUGGAGUGGACUUAGUAUGAUUGGCUGCUUCAACUGUCUGAUUACAGGAGUGCCAUUACAGCCAACUAUCCGAUUACACUGUCUUAUUACAAUUGUACAGAAUGAUUAGUGAAAAAUGAAGCUGUGAAUACACCAAUAAUAUUUGAGGAAUUUGUAAUGGUUAUGAUUAAGGGAAGAAUAAUACCUAAAAACUCAGAGAAAAACUGUUCAAGAAAAAAAUGAGAAACAUCAAUCAACACAACCACAUUGGGAUUUGAGAUGUUUUGCUUGAUUCUAUAUGAUUAUUUGUGGCAAGCUCUUCACCAGUGCACCAUUCUUGCCCUGCUCAUGAUGUAACUUUUGUGAUUUUCCUGCACAAUAUUAAUUCAGGAUGAUUUCUCUAAAUGCUCUUGAAUUCCUGGAUGGCACCUCUUUGAGUGCGGUAUUUCUACCUACACUAAGAUAAACUCAAGGAGGUCCACAAUAUGAGAAAAAUAAUUUUUUUUGGUGUAGUGGUUAAUUUUCAGUAGUGGAUUGAUCUAGGUUGCUCCUGGAAAACCAUUUGAAAUUUAAAAGCUUAAGUACCAGCAGACAAGUCUAAAUUUAACUGUACAACAAUCUGAUUUUGUUAGACUCCUAUUUUCAUGUGCUUAAAGAAUGGUUGUUGCUUACAAACUUACAGUGAAACAGUUUAAUGACCAUGAAAUUAAAGGCACAGAUCAAGCUAGAAAAAACAGACAUUAAGAACUGCUGUGGCUGGUUGAGUCAAGACAUAUUUUGUACUACAUGAUUAUAUCUUCUGUGUGUGGUGCUAUCAUCAACUGCAUGUGCACUUUAUUUUUCAUUAGGAGCACAACCUUCCAAACCAGAGUCACCCAAGCCAUCUUCAGAUGUUAUUUUUUCAGAAACACCUGUUACUGUCUCCCCCUUAGCAGAGGUGUCCAUAGCUGACGAGUCCAUUUCUGUUCCCUCUCCAGCCACACCCCUACACAGCAGUGCUAGUGCAAUAUCACAAAGUUCGGGUUCCGGUGUGGGCAACCUCAACUCAGUUCUUACACCACUGGUAGCAAACCCUGUGCACACCACACUGAGACCAACAACUAAACGGAAGAUCAUUGAAGCAUUAAGGGAAGAGUACACAGAGAGAUUGGAAUUGGCUGUGAAGGGGAGGCAUGAAGUUGAGGAAGACAUCUCUAAGCACAAGUCAAAGACAAAAGAACUCACAGAGUCUAUCAUUAAGAGAAAGGCUCAAGUGGAAAAGCUGGAAAAAGAACUGCAGGAGAUGCAAAAGGAAAUGUGGCACAAGAAUCAGGCCAUUCAAGCUCUGGAGAGCAGCCUUGAGCAGUUUACAAAAGAAGAGGCAGAACUGAAAAAAAAUCUCCUUAUUCUCCAAGAGGCAGAUCCUGAGCCACCUGCCAAGAAGAAUAGAAGUGAGGAAAGCAGCUGCUCUGAAUAGUAAAAUGAGUGGAAAACAGGAAAACUCUAAGGAAAGAUAGUCUUGUAGUUAUUUUGACAGCAAAUAAUUUCACAUCACCAGGCCUUGUGCCUUACAGUCCAUUUUCUUAAAAAGGAAGGCAUCCUUAAGGCAAUGAUUCUGAUGCAGUCAGAAAUUGUUCAAGUCCCCUUUUGGAAACAAAGGGUUUUAAUGUUCACAUUUCUGAUAAAAGAAUAAUUCUUACAAGAUCUCUCCUAGUAGGAUGCUCCCUAACUGAUUGAUAGGAUUAUUAUACAAAGCCUGUGGAGGGAUUACAUACUGUAUGUGAUUCACCAGGCUCCUUGAUUUCACAUUUUGAAAAUCAGGGAUAGAGGAAAUAAAAUGGAUUGUGACAUCAGCCAUAGGACAAAGGACAUUGACAAUUAUAUUUUAAAGGAGACUGAGCAAACCAGCUGGUCCAUGUUGGACAUUACAUUAUUAUUGAUAUUUACCUGAUUUUUCAUAUCACUAAUUUUAAUUAAUCUAGAAAACUAAAGUAGGAUUUAGUCUGCGUGGUGAUAGCAGUGAAAUUUUAAUUGAAUCACUGCCUUUUUGUUUUUAUUGUUAUUAAGAGCCCUGCUCUUUAAAGUCCCGGAUGGGAUUUUGACAUCUCUUACAUUAAUUCCUUUUGGUAGAGCUGAAAACAAAAGAUUCUGUGGAGGGCACAGUUCUGUGCCUUUGCUAAAGCAUUGACCAAAAGUUAUGACUACAUGCAUUUCUACGUAUGUUGUGUAGAACCAGUAUCUAGUUUGGGUGGAAUCUUGAGGUGUUAUGAAACAAUUCUAUGUUGGUAAACUGUUUUUCAGAUAAUUUUGAACAUUUGGUUUAAGUUUUGUCAAUAUUUAUGCUGUGUAUUUUUUGCUACAUAUUUGCAAAAUGUUAUUGGUCAACCAGACAUGUUAAUAAAGAUUUUAAUAAGG